AUGGACGUGGACGUGGACGUGGACGUGGACGUGGACGUGGACGUGGACGUGGAAAUGGACGUGGACGUGGACGUGGACCUGGACGUGGACGUGGACGUGGACAUGGACGUGGACAUGGACGUGGACGUGGACGUGGACGUGGACGUGGACGUGGACGUGGACAUGGACGGAGACAUGGACGUGGACGUGGACGUGGACGUGGACGUGGACGUGGACGUGGACAUGGACGUGGACGUGGACGUGGACGUGGACAUGGACGUGGACGUGGACGUGGACGUGGACGUGGACGUGGACGUGGACGUGGACGUGGACAUGGACGUGGACGUGGACGUGGACGUGGACGUGGACGUGGACGUGGACGUGGACGUGGACGUGGACGUGGACGUGGACGUGGACGUGGACGUGGACGUGGACGUGGACGUGGGUGACGUGGACGUGGACGUGGACGUGGACGUGGACGUGGACGUGGACGUGGACGUGGACGUGGACGUGGACGUGGACAUGGACGUGGACGUGGACGUGGACGUGGACAUGGACGUGGACGUGGACGUGGACGUGGACAUGGACGUGGACGUGGACGUGGACGUGGACGUGGACGUGGACGUGGACGUGGACGUGGACGUGGACGUGGGUCAUGGACGUGGACACUGGACGUGGACGUGGACGUGGACGUGGACGUGGACGUGGACGUGGACGUGGACGUGGACACUGGACGUGGACGUGGACGUGGACGUGGACGUGGACGUGGACGUGGACGUGGACGUGGACGUGGACGUGGACGUGGACGUGGACGUGGACGUGGACGGACGUGGACGUGGACGUGGACGUGGACGUGGACGUGGACGUGGACGUGGACAUGGACGUGGACGUGGACGUGGACGUGGACGUGGACGUGGACGUGGACGUGGACGUGGACGUGGACGGACGUGGACGUGGACGUGGACAUGGACGUGGACGUGGACGUGGACGUGGACAUGGACGUGGACAUGGACGUGGACGUGGACAUGGACGCGUGGACGUGGACGUGGACGUGGACGUGGACAUGGACGUGGACGUGGACGUGGACGUGGACAUGGACGUGGACUGGACGUGGACGUGGACAUGGACGUGGACGUGGACGUGGACAUGGACGUGGACGUGGACGUGGACGUGGACGUGGACGUGGACGUGGACGUGGACAUGGACGUGGACGUGGACGUGGACGUGGACGUGGACGUGGACGUGGACGUGGACGUGGACAUGGACAUGGACGUGGACGUGGACGUGGACGUGGACGGGACGUGGACGUGGACGUGGACAUGGACGUGGACGUGGACGUGGACAUGGACAUGGACGUGGACGUGGACGUGGACGUGGACGUGGACAUGGACGUGGACGUGGACAUGGACGUGGACGUGGACGUGGACGUGGACGUGGACGUGGACGUGGACAUGGACGUGGACGUGGACGUGGACAUGGACGUGGACGUGGACGUGA
Molecule: messenger RNA, 1476 nt
Organism: Closterium sp. NIES-65
Lineage: Eukaryota; Viridiplantae; Streptophyta; Zygnematophyceae; Desmidiales; Closteriaceae
Source: the annotation of a GenBank genome assembly